Molecule: messenger RNA, 1924 nt
Organism: Salvelinus sp. IW2-2015
Lineage: Eukaryota; Metazoa; Chordata; Actinopteri; Salmoniformes; Salmonidae
Product: T-cell surface glycoprotein CD4-like
Exons: 11
Coding region: 191-1753 (520 amino acids)
Biological process (GO): positive regulation of ERK1 and ERK2 cascade; interleukin-15-mediated signaling pathway; T cell activation
Cellular component (GO): membrane raft; external side of plasma membrane
Molecular function (GO): MHC class II protein binding; protein tyrosine kinase binding
Source: RefSeq, a predicted model, not a curated record
AGCUUCCUGUCUCCCUGUGUGUAACAGUGUGUACAGUCUGAGUGAUGUCAGACCUGAUCUCAUCUCUGCACUGGGAGCAUCAGACUGACCAAUCAGUAGUGAGGGAGGUGCAACAGGGUUUAAAAGCAAAGGUGUUUCUCUGAAAAUCAACAUUUCCGCCUGSCUCUUCAUCGUUGGCGAGGGACUCUCAAUGCUAUCCGGCCGAACGAGAAGGUACAAAAUGAAGUAUGUUUCUGGAUUCCUUUCAAUCGUUAUUACUUUGUUCUUCUCCUCAACAGGGGCUGAAGAUGUGGUGGUGUAUGGUCAGGUGGGAGGGACGGUCACACUCCCCAUAUUGAAGUGGGGUUCAGAAAAGGUGUCGGUACAAUGGUACUUUGGGAAGGACACCCAAUCUAUGAUAUUCCGCAACGCCCAGGGUCGAGAGACGACAGCUYCACAGUGGGAAGGCAGGCUGUCUCUGUCCAAGWCGGACUUCUCCCUGAUCAUCAACAACAUCAGACUGGAGGACUUCAACUCCUUCAAAUGUGAACUGAAAGAUUUCAUACCAACACCAUUUCCCUCAGUCACCAUAUUCAGACUGUCCCGUGUGAGUGUACAGCCAGUCUCUCCCCUGUUGGCUGGGAAGAAUCUUAAUCUGAAGUGUGACAUAAAAGAAAUAGUUGAGGGGACACAGAGAAGAUGGCUUAAUCCCCAGAAACAGGACCUGAACGAGGACAAGCGUGUCCAGAUCGGAGAUGACAGCAGCCUGACAGUAAUGAAGGUCACUGGCCAAGACCAUGGAGAGUGGACCUGUGUGGUGACAUACAAGGGCAGGGAAGCCUAUGCCAACACCCCUGUUACUGUAAUAGACCUYUUCCCUGCUCAUCCACAGCCUAUCUACACCUCUGUCUCCCCCCUCUCUCUUCUCCAUUUGCCAUGUUUCUUUUCCAUUCCUCUUCCUCUAUCCUGGUCAGACAGCCAGGAAAAGGGCAUCCAGGGAGGCCGCUGGACCUUUAMCCCAAGCCCAGCGGCAGGCUCCCUCACUGGGGUUGUCCAGACCCUCGUCAACCUCUCCCUGGGGCCUCCAUUAGCCUGGGUGGUCAAUCAGAAGAGAAGGCUGGAUGUCUCAGCCCUGCARACGAAUAAUCGAAACCUCUCCCUGUCAAAGAAAGGGGUGACGGUGGGGGACAGGGGCGAGUACACCUGCGUUGUGGAGUUCCAGAGGGACGACACCCUGAAGAGAGAAAUGCGUGUGGAGGUGCUACAGUUGUUAACCUCUCCAGUUUCAGUGGCCUUUGUAGGUCAGGAGGUCAACCUCACCUGUACCCUGGGCCAGCCUCUGACCUCUGACCUGGAAGUGAAAUGGAUCCCACCACAUCACUCAUCCCUCCUCCCUUUAGGCUCCUCCCCCCACCCCACCCUUCUCACCAUCCCCGAAGCGACGUAUGGAGAUGGUGGGWGGUGGAGGUGUGAAUUGUGGAGGAACAAAACCAAGCUGACGUCAGUGGAGAUCACACUGAAGAUCGAGCGAGUCCCCAUGGACGUGUGGCUGUUGGUCACCAUCUGUGCCGCAGCCGUCAUCUUCGUCCUCCUCCUCAYCCUCACUGUCAUCCUCAUCCGACGCCACAGACAGCGGGUGAUGAUGCCCAGACGUGGCAAACGCAGAGAUUCUGCAACUGCAAAGACCCCAAACCAAAAGGAUUCUACAGAAACUAGAGAUAUCGUACAGACCGGAACCCUGUCAAUGGACAAUGUGUCUACUAUUUUGUCUUAAGCUAUUCUAUUCUGAUAAAAAAGAAAAACCAAAAGGACAAAAGAAGCAAGAAAGAAGAGGUUUUCAUGUGAUAUUUGAUAAUAGAUUUCACAAGUGUAUAUUGUCAUGCUUUAUGACCUAUGAUUGAGCUACAAUUGAACAAAUACUGUAUAUAAAUAUGUAUAGCUACUG